Knipowitschia caucasica is the source of this 1572-nucleotide messenger RNA. Lineage: Eukaryota; Metazoa; Chordata; Actinopteri; Gobiiformes; Gobiidae. The record is from the annotation of a GenBank genome assembly.
AUGGCGGUGGAGUGUACUCAAAAGUGUAUUUUGAACUAUCUGUAUGGGAAAGGCGGUCAAGUGCCAAAUGCGGAGUUUGUGGAGCAUUUUAAAUCGAUUUUCCCCAGCGACUCGAAGCGAAAAGCGGAGACAAGGGAGCUGUUCAAGAGGUACGUCGAUAGCGUGGCGUUCGUAAAGACUCACAAUGGAGUUAAAUACGUUUGUUUGCGGAAAAAGUUCAGUUUAACGAAGCAGGAGCCAUCACAUCAACACAAGGACCGCGGGCAGGUAAACGGACGUGACGUGCAAGUCGCAACAGGUGUGCGAAGCAGCUCAGAUUACUCGCACGAUGGAGUUCCGCAUGUUUUAGACACUUUACAAGAAGAGCAAGCCCAAAGCGACUGCAAUACUGGCGUGGAAUGUUCUGGUGCGGACGCGAUGGGGAACAGAGGAAGCGUCAAACGACUGUCCAAACGCGAGCAAAAAGUAGUGGAAAUACCAGUAAUUACGUUGAUUCAACCAUCGCCGCUGUCCGUGCAAGAAAGCGUGUUCAACUUGCCCGAACCUGACGAAAAGGUAAAUACAGAAAAGGGCGAGACGCGACUGAGUCAAUCCAGGCGAUUUUCAACACCAUCUCUGCAAUUACAGCGAGAGGAGGACCAAACGCAACUCGAGGACAGUAGAAAAUGCUCAGAUGACGGGGAUGCACAGAGCCUGACAGGCAGCGAGGGGACGCCCAAAACCAGCCGCAAAAAUUUCAUCGAAGUCAUGAUGAGCAGCUCGCCGCAGGUGCGGCGCAACAUCUCUCUACGCACGUCCAGCAUUUCACGGAGUGAUAGCGACUCUGCAUCCAUUGCGUCGGGCGUGCUGGACGAUGACCGUGCUCCGGUGGCGCUGGAUCCGCUGGAACACGAGUGGAUGAUGUGUGCGUCAGACGCGCAGUGGGGAAGCCUGCAGGCGCUGCUCAAUACUGACCCAGGUUUGGUUUUGAAGAAGGAUUUCGUGACCGGUUUCACGUGUUUGCACUGGGCAGCGAAGCAGAACAAACCAGAACUCAUCGCACUCAUAGUUAACUUUGCCAAACAAAACCGCGUCUGUAUGAGCGUCAACGUGCGCUCCAGCACCGGGUACACGCCGCUGCACAUUGCCGCCAUGCACAACCACAUGGACGUGGUGAAGCUGCUGGUGGGCGCCUACAACGCAGACGUGGAGAUACGCGACUACAGCGGGAGGAAGGCGUGCCAAUAUUUGACCGACAACGCCAGUGUGGACCUGCGCGACAUCAUCGGCGCCUACGAAGUGGAGACGGAGAACAAGCCAGAAGCUGUUGGAAAAAGAUGGACGUUCACCAAAGCCCUCCAGAUGAAGCCCAAAGCCCUACACCGACUGAACAGUGCAGGGGACAGCGAUACUCCAGACGGGGGCGCUAGAGAGAGCCCGCUGAGGAGGAGAGCUUCUCUGAGCCGGGUGAAGCCAAAGCUGCAGAAGCUGCGCUGGAGGACGUCGCAGCUGGUCCACAGCACCACUUUUCAUGGAGUUGAGGAUUUGGAGAAACGCAGAGGAGCAAGGCCCAAGACGCACUUUUUUACUUGA